AUGGAUUUGAAAGUUGGUGGAAAAUGUUUGGCGUUCCACGGACCGUUGCUCUACGAGGCCAAAGUGUUGAAGAUUUGGGAUGCUAACUCGCGGACGGUUAUUCAAAAUGAGGAAGGACGGCAGGACGAGAUUGAGGAGGAGGAAAACUUGCCCAGCGAGCAAUUGAAGGCUCAGGAUUGCUAUUUUAUUCACUAUCAAGGGUGGAAAUCCACGUGGGACGAGUGGAUUGGACUGGAUCGGAUCAAAGAGUAUAACGCUGCCAACAACCAAAUACGGAAAGAUUUGGUGCAAGCAGCAAAAGAGGCGAAGAAGCAAGAUCAGAAGAAGAAAAAAGCUGCUGCUGCAACAGGGACAGCUGCUGGUAAUAAUCUGACUGGGGCCAAUGGGUCUGGGAGAAGAAAGCGGGGUGAUACCCCACCCACGCAACCUUCGCAAUCUUCAGGUCCACAGUCUCAAAGUCAAAGUAAUUAUCAUCAAUCUGUGAAACAAGAACCCAAAUCUAACGGUACUGGAGGGGGUCAAACACAUACCAAUAUGACGCAGUUUGAUAUAGUCCAGCCCAAGAUUACGCUCCAUAUUCCUAACAAACUAAAAUGUAAGCUGGUCGAUGACUGGGAAUAUAUCACAAAGAAUAAACAGAUCCUGAGUAUACCGAGUAACAUAAGCAUUAAUAAAGUCCUAAAAGAUUAUGCGCAGGAUCUACUAGAAGAGUCUGAUAUCAGCUUGGUGGAGAGUGCCCAAUCUGAGGAAUUUAUUGCGGGGAUAAGACAAUAUUUCCAAGCCAGUCUACCUCGCUUCUUACUUUACCGAUUGGAACGAUUACAAUAUGAGGAGAUGCUUGCCAAAACGCCUCCAAAGUUAAACCGCGACGAUCUAUGUGAAGUGUACGGACCCAUCCAUUUACUACGAUUAAUGAGCGUUCUGCCGGAGUUAGUCGCAUCCACAACGAUGGACCAGCAGAGCUGUCAAUUGAUAAUCUCUCAAUGUGAGAACUUACUCCUGUGGAUGACAAUGCAUAUAAAUGAACUAUUCUGUCAGAGUAACUACGUGAACACGUCAAGUCAGUACGAAGGUGUUGCUCUGGGAUUAUGA
Molecule: messenger RNA, 1092 nt
Organism: Huiozyma naganishii CBS 8797
Lineage: Eukaryota; Fungi; Ascomycota; Saccharomycetes; Saccharomycetales; Saccharomycetaceae
Gene: EAF3
Product: Eaf3p
Exons: 1
Coding region: 1-1092 (363 amino acids)
Biological process (GO): chromatin organization; regulation of DNA-templated transcription
Cellular component (GO): NuA4 histone acetyltransferase complex; Rpd3S complex; nucleus
Source: RefSeq, a predicted model, not a curated record